GGGACGUGGAGGAGGUCAGGCCAGAGAGCGCGGUCGACGAGGGGAGUGGGAGUGGGAGUGGUAGCGAGGAAGACGGUGAAUCGGAGCAGCUGGCGAUCGAGGUGCCCGUGGCCAUGUGGGACUUUGACCACUGCGACCCCCGCCGGUGCUCGGGCAAGAAGCUCGCAAGGAUGGGGCUUAUAAGGGAUCUGCGGGUCGGGCAGCGCUUCCGCGGCGUGGUGCUCUCGCCCAAGGGGACGCAGCCUAUCAGCCCCGCCGACCGCGACAUCGUGCUCGCAAGCGGGCUAGCCGUCGUCGAGUGCUCCUGGGCGCGGCUCGACGACGUCCCCUUUGGGAAAAUAGCCAGCCCGCACGAGCGAUUGUUGCCGUACCUGCUCGCCACGAACCCGACGAACUACGGCAAGCCGUGGCGCCUCAACUGCGUCGAGGCCCUCGCGGCCGCGUUCUACAUCACCGGGUUCCCCGAGUAUGCGGAACGCCUGCUGGGCGUGUUUGGCUGGGGGGACGCGUUUUGGAACGUGAACAAGGAUUUGUUACAGCGGUACCAAGCGUGCACGUCUGCGGCGGAGGUGGCGGCCGCUCAGGAGCAGAUUAUGCAGGACCUUGAGACGAAGUACGAGGAGGUGCGGCGGGAUAAAGAUAGCACCGAUGAAUAUGGAGCGGAUUGGCUCACGGCAAACCCAAAUCAUCAAGUGGAAGGAGAUGGAGAUGAUGAGGAGGGUAGCGGCGAGGAGGCUGAGAGCGCCGCGGUGGAUCGUAUCACUUCGGACUUGGAUGCAGUCAAGAUCUGAGGAAAAUGCCAAUAUGUUGCUGAGAAGUAAAACAAACCGUGUACUGGUAGCUGGGUGUACGAGGGUGUACGAUAAUGUAGUCGAUGCUACUUGAAUGAAUAUUUUAG
Messenger RNA from Gloeophyllum trabeum ATCC 11539, 898 nucleotides. RefSeq names its product DUF367-domain-containing protein. Gene Ontology annotation, biological process: maturation of SSU-rRNA. Gene Ontology annotation, molecular function: rRNA small subunit aminocarboxypropyltransferase activity. Lineage: Eukaryota; Fungi; Basidiomycota; Agaricomycetes; Gloeophyllales; Gloeophyllaceae. The coding region runs from base 114 to 791 and encodes 225 amino acids. The transcript has 7 exons. The record is from RefSeq and is a predicted model, not a curated record.